Molecule: messenger RNA, 546 nt
Organism: Encephalitozoon hellem ATCC 50504
Lineage: Eukaryota; Fungi; Microsporidia; Unikaryonidae
Product: putative acetyltransferase
Exons: 1
Coding region: 1-546 (181 amino acids)
Biological process (GO): N-terminal peptidyl-methionine acetylation
Cellular component (GO): NatB complex
Molecular function (GO): protein-N-terminal amino-acid acetyltransferase activity
Source: RefSeq, a predicted model, not a curated record
AUGUAUAAAGUCGAGCCUAUGCUUCCUAGUGACGUCUUCUCGUUAGACUGGAUAAACCUAGAUGAAAAGUCAGAAAGCUUUCCAUUGAGCUAUUAUCUUUACUAUCUAGUUAACCAUGCAGAAGAUUGCAUUGUUAUUCCCUCUGAGCCAGAAUAUAAGACAUCCUUUACUUACAAGAGGAAUGUGUGUGCAUAUAUGAUAGGAAAAUUGGAGGAAAAUGGUGAAUUCAUAAAUGCACACAUCUCUGCCGUCUCAGUUGCACCUUCUUAUAGGAGGAAUCGUUUUGGAAAGCUUUGCAUGGGAAUUAUGGAGAAAAACGGGGAUAUUUAUAAUGCACAUUUUGCUGACUUGUAUGUUAGGGAAGGAAACAUAGCAGCAAUUGAAUUCUACAAAAAGCUAGGAUAUGUUGUUUAUAGAAAGGUGUUCAAUUACUAUAUCGAGGGUAAUGGAGAAAAUGCCCUUGACAUGAGGAAGUCAUUAGAAGCAGACAAAAACAAGGCAUGUAUGAUAAGGGGUGCAGACAUUCAGGCCUCCGAACUAAAAUAG